Drosophila gunungcola (fruit fly) is the source of this 927-nucleotide messenger RNA. RefSeq names its product fatty acid hydroxylase domain-containing protein 2. Gene Ontology annotation, molecular function: iron ion binding; C-4 methylsterol oxidase activity. Gene Ontology annotation, biological process: sterol biosynthetic process. NCBI's taxonomy places the organism in Eukaryota, Metazoa, Arthropoda, Insecta, Diptera, Drosophilidae. The transcript is spliced from 2 exons. Bases 1 to 843 code for a protein of 280 amino acids. The record is from RefSeq and is a predicted model, not a curated record.
AUGGACACCUUGCUGGCUGGAUGGACGCAAUCCGGGGAUUUCCUGCAGGACCGAUGGCUUUCACUGCUGGACAUCGUGGGCGAAGAUCCGUGGCGCCUGUGGGUGGUGGGCAGCACGAUUGUUAUCUUCACCGUAUAUUGGCUGUACGCGGGUAUCUUCACGCUGAUGGACAUCACAAACCGGCCGCGAUUCCUGCGCAAAUACAAGAUUCAGCCGGGCCAGAACGAGCCGGUGGAUCUGGCCAAGCUCUGGAAUGCCAUCAAGGUGGUGCUGGUCAAUCUAACGGUGGUUAACUUUCUGGUUUGCUGGGUGGGCUACGAGCUGAUCUACAGGACGGAGAACAGCGGUGAUAUCCGGGUGCUGCCCACUUUUAGGCGAUGCCUGCGAGAUUUGGCCGUCUUUGUGGUCCUGGAGGAGAUCAUGUUCUACUAUGCCCACCGCCUGCUGCACCACAAGUCCGUGUACAAGUAUGUCCACAAGAAGCACCACGAAUGGACCGCUCCCAUAGCUGCCAUCACCUUGUAUGCCCAUCCGGUGGAGCAUGUGGUGGCCAAUCUGCUGCCGGUGGCCACCUCCAUUGCGAUCCUGGGCACCCAUGUGUCCCUGGCCUAUGUGAUCUUCGCCCUGGCCAUCGUCAACUCCAUGAGCGACCACACGGGCUAUAGCUUCCCGUGGUCGGCCGGAUCGGUGCGGUUCCAUGAUUACCACCAUGCCAAGUUCAACUACAAUUACGGCGUACUCGGACUGCUGGACAAACUGCAUGGCACAUAUCGGACUCCCGCGGAGCAAAAGGGUCUUGCCUCAAGGAUAAAGAGCAAGCCCAGCAAAAGGAAGACUAAAUAAUCCUUUUAUAUACUUGUAUUUUUUAUUUUAUUUUGAUUUCUUUUAGUUUUGUUUUGGUAGAAAUACCAAAGCUAGUCCCCUCAA